AUGGCUUCAUCUUCUUCUUCUGCUACUUCUCAAGUAUCUAAGAAGUACGAUGUUUUCAUCAGUUUUAGAGGUGAGGAAACUCGAACCACAAUCACUGACAUUUUACACGGCCGUUUGCGCUGGGAAUACAAUAUUAAUGUUUUCAUGGAUGACCAACUUCACAAAGGAGAUGAAAUUUCUCCAUCUCUUAUGAAUACAAUUGAAGAUUCAAAAAUUUCGGUUAUAAUCUUCUCAGAAAGUUAUGCUUCAUCUCGAUGGUGUCUUGAAGAACUUGUGAAGAUCAUGGAAUACAAGAAAGCUUACAGACAGAUCGUAAUACGAGUCUUCUUUUGUGUAGAUCCAUCACAUGUAAGGAAUCAAACUGAUACUUUCGGGGAUGGAUUUGCUAGGCUUGUCGAAAUUUGUAAUAAAGAGAAGUUAGAGAAGCUACAAAUGACAGAAGAACAAUUUCAAGAAAAGGUGCAAGCGUGGAGGAAUGCCGUGACAAAAGCAGCCAAUCUGUGUGGCUAUACUGCAACUCCCACCACGUCUUUGUAUGGUAUUACAAAGAAAAUUGUUGGUGAUAUUUUGGAGAUGUUGAAUUACUUGUCUUCCGAAGUUGAUAACAAUAACUUGAUUGCAAUUGAGCCAAGCAUUGGCUACAUAAUUAAAUAUUUACUAGGUCUUGAUAAUUAUCAAUUGAUGGCCAGAUAUGAUAAUCAUAGGAUAGGUAUUUGGGGAAUGGGUGGUGUCGGCAAGACGACUAUAGCUGAAGCUGUAUACAACAAAAUUUGGCCUAUGUUUGAAGCUUCUUACUUUGCUUUAAAUGUUAGGGAGAAAUCCAGCAAUCAGAAUACAUUAACUCUCUUGCGACAAGAACUUCUUUCGACACUAAUAAAUGACUGGCAUUCAAAUAUGACUUUCACUUACCAUGCAAAAAGGAGGCUUGGCAGUCAAAAAGUUCUCAUAAUUUUUGAUGAUGUUACAUGUUUUAGUCAAAUAGAAUUUUUGAUUGGGGAUCUUAAUUGUUUGGGUCGAGGAAGUUAUAUUAUUAUUACAAAAAGAAAUAAACAAGUGCUUAGAAACUAUGGAGUGCAUGAACGUUAUAUAUACAAGAUUGAGGGAUUAUCUCAUUGUGGAGCUCUUCAACUUUUUAGUAGGCAUGCAUUUGGACAAAAUCAUCCCCAAAAGGGCUAUGGUGCGUUGUCAGAUAGGGUGGUUGAGUAUGCUAAAGGCAUUCCAUUAGCUCUUAAAGUUUUGGGCUGCUUUUUACUUGACAAAUCAAAAGAAGUUUGGGUAAGUGCAAUAAGUAAACUAGAAAUAAUUCCUCAUGAGGAUAUUCAGAAAGUGUUAAAAGUAAGUUAUGAUAGACUAGACGAUACAGAGAAGAACAUAUUUUUAGAUAUUGUAUGUUUCUUGAAAUGGGAAAACAAAGAUUUUGCAACAGAAUUCCUGGACGCUUGUGGCUUCUAUGCAAAACUUGGGAUAAGUGUUCUCAUUGACAUAUGUCUUGUAACCAUAUCAAAUGAUAACAAGAUAAUGAUACAUGAUUUACUUCAAGAAAUGGGUUGGGAAAUAGUCCGACAAGAAUCUACGAAAGAUCCCGAUGAACGUAGUCGUUUAUGGUAUCACGAAGAUAUCAAUAGUGUACUAGAAGAAAAUACUGGGACUAAAGCUAUUGAAGGCAUAUGUUUAGACAUGUCUAAACAAAAAGAGAUCAUAUACUUACAACCAGGUGCCUUAUCAUUGAUGCGCAAGCUGAGAUUCUUUAAACUACAUAACCCACAAUACGAAGAGAAUAAUAUUAAUAAAGUGCAUGUUUCCGAAGACCUUAAUUCUAUUUCCACUGAGUUACGAUACCUCUGUUGGCAAGGAUGUCCGUUGAAAUCAUUACAAUCAAAUUUUCGUCCAAGGAACCUUAUCGCACUUGACAUGCCUCAUAGCAAUAUUGAACAACUAUUACCUGGACACCAGCUCCAUAAGUUGAAACAUAUUGACCUCAGUUACUCCAAGAACCUAAGAAUUCAAGAUCUUUCGUUGGCUCCAAAUCUUGAGAGUUUGAUUCUAAAAGGUUGUACGAAUUUGUUUAAGAUUUCCUCAUCUAUUCACUUGGAGUCUCUUAAAAAAGCUAUCCUUUCUUGUUGCUCAAAGUUCAAGAUGUUUGAUCCAGAGAUCUCAUCUAACAUAGAAGAGUUAUUUUUAGAUGAAACUGCAAUAGAGGAGUUGCCUACAUCAAUAGAGAAUCUAUCGAAACUAGUUAGGUUGAAUCUUAAAAAUUGCACAAUGCUUGAGAAUCUCCCAAGUAAUAUCUAUAAAUUGAAAUCUCUUGAACAUCUUAUUCUGUCAGGGUGUUCAAAACUUGAUGGAUUGCCUGAUAACAUAGGAAAUUUAGAAGCUUUAAAGGUGCUUCAAGCAGAGAGAAUUGGAAAAAUGUUAGUGCCAUCAUCCAUUGUACAUUUGAGAUGUUUGAUGGAACUAAAUUUGACCAACUGUUGUAUCAAGGAAUUACCCAAUGAUCUUGGUCAAUUAUCCUCACUAGAAACUUUACUUCUUGGCAGAAACUUUUUCGAGAGCAUUCCAACAAGCAUAGUAAACCUUUCUAAGUUAUCUUAUCUUGACUUAAGCUUUUGUGAGUGUUGA
Molecule: messenger RNA, 2619 nt
Organism: Pistacia vera
Lineage: Eukaryota; Viridiplantae; Streptophyta; Magnoliopsida; Sapindales; Anacardiaceae
Product: disease resistance-like protein DSC1
Exons: 4
Coding region: 1-2619 (872 amino acids)
Biological process (GO): defense response; signal transduction
Molecular function (GO): ADP binding; protein binding
Source: RefSeq, a predicted model, not a curated record